AUGCGAUUCAAGCAGUUGGCUCUAUUGAGUGCCCUUGUGGGGUCUGCCCUUACUCUCACAACACCUUCUCAGUAUGAAGUACACGAGAAACGUAACGGUCCUUUGAGAAGAUGGGUCAAGCUUUCGGAGGUUGACAGUACUGCCACGCUGCCAAUGCGUAUCGGCCUUACCCAAAGAAACAUUCUCAACGGAGAGGGUGAUAGACUUCUCCAUGAGAUCUCUCAUCCUGAUUCUGAGCGCUACGGUCAGAUCUACUCUGCAGACGAGGUCAUCGAGAUCUUCGCUCCAUCUCAAGACACUGUGGAUGCUGUGCGUGAAUGGCUGGUCGAGGCUGGUAUCGCCAAGAAUCGCAUCUCCCAAUCUAUCAACAAGCAGUGGAUGCAGAUGGAUCUCGAUGUCAAAGAGGCUGAGAAACUUCUGAAGACAAAGUACUACAACUAUGAACACAAGAAGACUGGUGCUAAGACCGUUGCUUGUGACGAGUACCAUCUUCCAUCUCACAUCCGUGAGCAUGUCGACUACGUCACUCUCGGUCUCAAGCUCCUUGCUGGUGGUAAAGCCUCCAGUGGUCGGGACUUGAAUGCCCGCAAGCGUGACGAGUCGCUCAGCAGCCUGAACAGCAGCAACCCACUUUCAAUGUGUGACUCUAUGGUCACCCCUGAGUGUAUUGCAACUAUGUACAACAUCACCAAGGCUACAAAGGCUGCCAAGGGUAACGAGCUCGGUAUCUUCGAGGAAGGUGACUACUAUUCCGAAACCGACCUCGUCGAAUUCUUCGCUACGUUCGCACCAAAUAUCCCUCUUCUCACGCAGCCAAUCCUGCGAGGCAUUGACGGUGGUUUCGCUCCUAUGGCUGUUGCAGGUGGCGAGUCCAAUUUGGACUUCCAGAUAUCUUAUCCUAUCAUCUAUCCCCAGAACAGUGUACUCUUCCAAACCGACGACAUAUUCUACGCCUCGGGCCUGGAAGGUGGAGGUGGCUUCCUGAAUACGUUCUUAGACGCUAUUGAUGGAUCUUACUGCAACUACACCGCCUUUGGACUGACCGGCAAUUCCAACAUUGACCCCGUGUAUCCAAACCCCAAUCCCCUCGGCUACCAAGGCAAGCUCCAGUGCGGUGUCUACAAGCCAACCCAUGUCAUCUCCAUCUCCUAUGGCGAGCAAGAGGAUGAUCUACCAACCAACUACCAACAGCGUCAGUGCAGUGAGUUCAUGAAACUCGGUAUGCAAGGAGUAACUACAGUCAUCGCUUCCGGUGAUUCUGGAGUUGCGGCUCGAUCAACUGAUGACGGUAAUGAUGAUGGCUGUCUCGGGAACGGAGAGGUAUUCAAUCCGGAUUUCCCUGCCAGUUGCCCGUACAUCACAGCGGCCGGGUCUACUUAUCUUCCAGCUGGUGCUGACGUGAAGAAGGACGAGGAGAUUUCCACCACCCGCUUCCCAUCCGGCGGUGGCUUUUCAAACAUCUACCCUCAGCCCGCAUACCAAAAGGAUGCUGUCAACACGUACUUGACCCAGCAUACGCCUCCCUACAAGACCUACAGCACCUCUGGCACCAACAACCCGCCAGAGACCGUUACUAACGGUGGCAUCUACAACGUGGCUGGCCGUGGCUACCCAGAUAUCAGCGCCGUUGGUGACAAUGUAGUUAUCAUACUCAAUGGUCUUCCCACUCUGAUUGGCGGUACUUCCGCCUCAGCUCCUGUCUUCGCGGCCGUCGUCAACCGCAUCAAUGAGGAACGUAUUGCUGUUGGCAAGAAUACUGUGGGGUUCAUCAAUCCCGCUCUGUAUGCGCACCCUGAGGUGCUGCACGAUAUAACAAACGGCACCAACCCUGGAUGUAACACGCAGGGAUUCAGUGCGAGCAAGGGCUGGGACCCAGUCAGUGGACUUGGGACUCCCAAUUACCCCGCCAUGUUGAAGUACUUUAUGAGUCUCAAGUAGAUCGUGAUGUCGAUUAAUGAUAUGAUGGUCGUCAUGAUCACCGCAGUUAGAGCUAACGGGGG
Molecule: messenger RNA, 2000 nt
Organism: Pseudovirgaria hyperparasitica
Lineage: Eukaryota; Fungi; Ascomycota; Dothideomycetes; Acrospermales; Acrospermaceae
Product: putative alkaline serine protease AorO
Exons: 4
Coding region: 1-1938 (645 amino acids)
Biological process (GO): proteolysis
Molecular function (GO): tripeptidyl-peptidase activity; serine-type endopeptidase activity
Source: RefSeq, a predicted model, not a curated record